AGGAGGAGGAGGACAAGGGGGAGGCAACCGCUAUCUUUUUUUUCUUCUUCUUCUUUUCUCUUUUUUCCAUUUGUACCAACGGGCACAACUGGCUCAGGCUUGUUACAGACCAGUCCAACUUGAAUGGCGUUUUAUUCGUUUUUCAUCUAAGUAGCCUGCAUCCUGGACAGUCGAUGAUUUCUUGGUGUCUAACACUAAACGUUUUGUAUACGCGAGUUUGGACGACUUGUGGUGGCUUUUGACAUGGAAGAGGGGAAAAAAAAUAUGUCGACGACUCAAUAAACCCACCAUGGAUAGCCUACAGGUCGUCCUCAUCUAAGGAAUGGGAUUUUGUUCUGCUUAAAGCGACAUGGUCGAAGGAGGAAACCCAGAGGUGAGAUAGGGGCGAAAACAGUCUAGAAAACAGGCGUUUUGUCCUAGAGAGGUGAGUUAUUUAGGAAGACGAGCGACAGAAAUAAAGAAGGCUUAAAAAUAUUAACUGGGACAUAUGAAGCCAGGAGAGGCGGGAUGUGGCAUCACCCUCCGCUCUGAGUGAGUGUGGGCAGUGUCGAGCUGUUGGGGACAACCGGUGGUCGCUUCAUCCAGCCUCCCACCUUCCCGAAGCUGCUAUUUUCCUCCAUAUGCUCGCCAAAUAUUUAAUAAUUUUUCAGUUUUCAAGUGCCUGUCCCUGCUCCUGUCUUUGACUCUUCAAGUCUCGAAAUUGGGAAAAUAAAAGGGUGAACCUAUAAAAAGAAGAAGAAGUGGGGGAGAGAAGGAAUAAGGCACCCAAGGAGCCGCCUAUAUGAAGAUGCUGAUGUGUGACCGCGGCGUCCAGAUGCUCGUGACGACGGUGGGCGCGUUCGCCGCCUUCAGCCUCAUGACCAUCGCCGUCGGCACGGACUACUGGCUGUACUCGCGCGGGGUCUGCCGCGCGAAGAGCAGCGGCGACAACGACACUAGCCGCAAGAACGAGGAGGUGAUGACGCACUCCGGCCUCUGGCGAACCUGCUGUCUGGAAGGAACAUUCAGAGGUGUAUGUAAGAAGAUUGAUCACUUUCCAGAGGAUGCGGACUACGAGGCGGAUGCUGCUGAAUACCUCCUACGUGCCGUUCGCGCCUCCAGUAUCUUCCCCAUCAUGAGUGUUGGUCUGUUGUUCCUGGGGGGUCUUUGUGUGGCUGCCAGUGAGUUUUACCGGAGCAGACACAAUGUCAUCCUCAGCGCAGGAAUCUUCUUCGUAUCUGCAGGUCUCAGCAACAUUAUUGGAAUUAUUGUCUACAUCUCAGCCAAUUCUGGGGAUCCAGGUCAGAGUGACAGCAAGAAGUCCUAUUCGUACGGCUGGUCCUUCUACUUUGGCGCCCUCUCCUUCAUAAUGGCGGAAAUGGUGGGCGUGCUGGCGGUGCACAUGUUCAUCGAGAAGCACCGCAAGCUGCGCGCCAAGUCCCGCACCGAGCUCAUAAAGAAGUCCGCCUUCAGCCGCAUCCCCUCCUACCGCUACCGAUUCCGCCGCCGCUCCAGCAUGCGCUCCUCCGAGGCCCCGAGCCGAGACGCGUCGCCGCUGGGGAAGGGCGGCUACACGGGGCCGGCCGCCUCCGAGAUGCCCAUGUACACGCUGAACCCGAGAGAAGCGGGCAAUGCGGGCGGCAAAGCGGGUAGCGGCAUGGGUGGGCUGCUCAACUCGGAGAGGGAUUUCCUCCAGAGCAGCACUCUCACUAAAGACUACAACAAGGACCCCAACCGCAGGACCACACCAGUCUGAGGGAAUCUGGCUGUAGAUAUCACCGAAUCAGUGUCAAAGAGGAAGAGGAGGAGGAGGAGGAGGAGGAGGAGGAGGAGGAGGAGGAGGGAGGAGAAAUCCAGUGGAAUUCCAAGCAAACAAACGGGAAUAUGAAGGGUUGUGGGAUUGGGAAGGGGUGUGAUUAACCCUGACUGUGAACUGUGAAAUGUUUAGCCUUUGAACUGUGAAUCCUUUGCGCUCUGAGAGUUUCUUAGUGUGUAGCAAGCAGGGUGGGUUUUGAUGGAGAAGUUCUUCCCAACAUUCAUGUGCGCCUGAAACACCUUAAAAUUACAUCUGUAGCCGCUUAUAAAUGACAGCUGUAUCAAUUUAGGUUCAUGAUUUUCAUGCUCCUAAACUGACUCUCUGACAUUUUUAAGGGGAAGAGAAGAAGACAUACAGAGUUGUUGUUUGGAACAACUUCUCCUGACAAAUCACAACUAAUGUGAAAUUGAUAAAAAGACAGAAGAGAAGAGAAAACGUGUGAUCUUUGAUCUUCACACCUCUCUCCUCCUGUCCUUUUGGGUAACAGUAGAGCUGGAGGGGAACAGUUAACUUUCUAAAUAUGACAUUAAAUAGUAAGAAAGUUAAACUUAUCACAAGGCUUAAUUCAGUUUUGGAUCGGCUGAGUUCAGAAGAGAAAAGAAAAUCUGUGCCAUUGACAUUUGUUGAAGUGAUUAUUUCUACAUUUGUUUACUUGUUUCAUAUGAACUGGCUUCAAACUGAGCUGAAACUGAAUUGAGCUGACUCCGUGAUUCCUAGAUUUGCCCGAUCAGCUGCUGGAGAGUGAGCAGAAAAGGUGACUCAACAAAUCUUGACGUUCGAUCCGUUGGUGCUUCCUCUCAGCUGUGUUUUUUCUGCCACUUCUUGAGUUUUUGGUUGGGUUUUUUUUUUUUUGUACCUGGAAAAAAAAAAACUCCAGACGACCAGAUAGCUGUCUGUCUGCCUUCACAAAUCACCUUUCGCCUUCCAUGUCUUUCCGUGUGGCCCCAUACUUCACCUCGCUGACACCCUCCUCUCACCCUAUCUUCCCUGUACUUAAAGCCACAGUAGAUUUAGCUUUUGUCUUCCUUGUAGAGUAGUUAGGUUUUAUUAUUUCAGGGUAACGUGAGGGAUGGAGUCGGUGUAAGGGAGACCGCUGAGCUGUGAAGUAUACAUUAAGGCAGUGCCAAAACAAAAACAAACAACAACAAAAAAAAAUGCACAUACCGAAAUAGAAAAGGACCUUUUGUGUCUGCCCGCUACCUCUCCUGUCAAUAGUUUUAAUUCAACAUGACGUUGUUUCUGCUAGAGCAACUGUAAAAGCUUCAGCUGCAUAAGUGAAAAGAGACAGAAAUGCUCCUUUAAUUGAAUCCAAUGGAGUGUCUUGUAUAAUAGGAGUUAAAAUGUAUCCAUCUGUGAUUGCAGUAGCAUGAUCUCGCGCUGCAAAAUUUCUGAGAACCCAACCUUUAAUUUUCAUAUAUUUAUUCAGUUGGUGGAAAAUUUAUGCUAUUAUUAUUAUUUUUGAUAAAAUUGUUAAUUGCUCUCCACAGUAUCUGUGAGGAUGUGGGUCUGUUUUUCUUCCAAACGACCUGGGCAUCUCGUAAGAGUGCAUUGCACCAUGAACAGAAAAAUCUGCAGAAAGUUUGACUUUCUAAAAAAAAUUUUUUUACUAGAUUAUGCUACUGCGGUUAGAGAUGAAUUUUAUUUUAAGGUUUUUCUUUUUCUUUUUAAAUUAAUACUUUUGCUGGGGUUUGCCCAUCGGUGAGGCCGGAUCUGAACAGACGUAAUCCGUCGCAACAUCCAAAAACCGCGCUGCUUUCAUUUCAACAUUUAUUUAACAUUUCAUUUAAACAUGCUGUUUUAGUAAUAGUGUUUGCAAAGGACUGUAAUUAUUCUACAUCCCAGCAUUUUGUGAAACGUAAUUUUAAAUCAUUCCCGAAGACUUCUGAGAGAAUCUAUAAGUAGCAUUUAAAAGCAAAUUUGACAGUUUAGUUAUAGAAAAUACAAAGACUGCAGCUUAAUUUCAUCUAGAAUAUGUCAGUGCUCAGUUAUCCGCAGCCGUGUGAGGAUUGUGUUAAAAAAAUGUUUAAUAAUGCCGACUAACUGAUUUAAAAAAAAAAAGGUGUCUGUGCCAGUGAGACUUUAUCAAGUCCUUAAAAAGAACAAGAAGAUAUAUAUUGCCUCUAAGUCUUCUAGCAUUUACUAAUUUGUCUGUACAGUUAUUGAAAAAGAAGCCAUAAAAUAAUUGGGAAGGAUCUGGGAAGAGAAAGAGAGUUGUUUAGACAGAUCAUACAGCGCUGUGUUAAAAAAGUAUCCCACUCACAGAUUUAUUAUUAUUAUUAUUAUUAUUAUUAUUAUUAUUAUUAUUUUAUGUCUGAAAUUAACUUGAGUAAAUACAAAAGGCAGUUUUCAGAUGAUCCCCUCUGGUGGUAGUGUGAUGGUCUGGGACGGCUUUACCUGUUGCUUCAUCUGAACCGAUUCGAAACAUAUCCACUUAUAAGUCACUCAAUAAAAAGAGAGGGCUUGCACUGUCCUCGUCAAGGUUCAUACUUACAUCCUGUUGGGAUGCUUAAGCAGGCCGUUCAUUUCUGAAAAAGGAAAAAAAAAAAAAAAAAACCCUGCAGUGCGACUGAUUUGCGUCUCUUCUGAGGCCUUGAUGGCAGCUGUUGUAACUUAAUAAUUUAUAGUCAGGAAUGAAAGAAUAUGUUGAAAAUCUCUUUUUGUAUUAAUGCAGGCUAUCGCUGUCUAGAAAUAAGACUCGUUGAGUGAUUGGGAACAUCACCCUUACAAAAAAAUCACAUGAAAAUCACAUGUGACUUUCACAUGUGAUCACAUGUGGUUCACACAAAU
Messenger RNA from Gambusia affinis (western mosquitofish), 4582 nucleotides. It is a transcript of the gene cacng3b, whose product is annotated as calcium channel, voltage-dependent, gamma subunit 3b. The record is from RefSeq and is a predicted model, not a curated record. Gene Ontology annotation, molecular function: channel regulator activity; voltage-gated calcium channel activity. Lineage: Eukaryota; Metazoa; Chordata; Actinopteri; Cyprinodontiformes; Poeciliidae. Gene Ontology annotation, cellular component: AMPA glutamate receptor complex; postsynaptic density membrane. The transcript has 4 exons. Gene Ontology annotation, biological process: positive regulation of synaptic transmission, glutamatergic; transmission of nerve impulse; regulation of AMPA receptor activity. The coding region runs from base 782 to 1735 and encodes 317 amino acids.